AUGGGUGAGAUUCCCAGGAUUAUAUCAAGUUGGUCAAACCUUAUUCAUCUCGUCAUCGAGGGCAACCAAUUGGUUGGGGGAAUUCCAGGGGAGCUAGGCUCCUUGUCAAAUCUAAAAGCGGUCAGCUUUCAUGCGAACCAAUUAACUGGCAGCAUCCCUUCAUCCAUAGGGAACUUAUCAUCUUUGAAGGACAUUUUUUGGGCCUACAACUGUUUGAGUGGGAUUAUUCCCAAAUCUCUAGGUCGACUGACCAAGCUAGAGAUGCUGUACUUGGAAAUGAACGGGCUUUCAGGUACCAUUCCGCCUUCGAUCUUCAACCUGUCUUUGCUGACUACAUUUAGAGUUUGUGGGAACCAGAUCCGCGGCAAUCUUCCGGAAGAUAUAGGAUUCACACUCCCAAAUCUUCAAGUUUUGAGCAUUUUUCAAAACCAAUUCGCUGGAUCAAUUCCUUUGUCGAUAUCCAAUGCCACAAAUCUAGAAAAGCUCCAAUUUGGAGGCAAUGAGCUCUCCGGAAAAGUCCCUUCGUUGGCGAAUCUCCAUAACCUUCAAAAGGUUACCUUAGACACUAAUUAUCUCGGGAGUGGAGGGUCCGAUGUAGAUGAGCUGAGCUUCCUUUGCUCACUAACAAAUGCCCCUCACUUGAUGGUAUUGACGAUGAAUGACAAUAGAUUUGGUGGGAUGCUUCCUUUAUGCAUCGGUAAUAUUUCCGCUACUUUAAUGAUCCUGUUAGCAGGCCAUAAUCUGAUAUGA
This is a messenger RNA of Syzygium oleosum, 750 nucleotides long. Its product is annotated as probable LRR receptor-like serine/threonine-protein kinase At3g47570. The transcript has a single exon. NCBI's taxonomy places the organism in Eukaryota, Viridiplantae, Streptophyta, Magnoliopsida, Myrtales, Myrtaceae. Gene Ontology annotation, molecular function: protein binding. The record is from RefSeq and is a predicted model, not a curated record. The coding region runs from base 1 to 750 and encodes 249 amino acids.